Messenger RNA from Gossypium arboreum, 1810 nucleotides. RefSeq names its product putative hydrolase C777.06c. The transcript has 10 exons. Bases 98 to 1090 code for a protein of 330 amino acids. The record is from RefSeq and is a predicted model, not a curated record. NCBI's taxonomy places the organism in Eukaryota, Viridiplantae, Streptophyta, Magnoliopsida, Malvales, Malvaceae.
GAUUAUUCCCUAUAAAUGCCCUCCACCUUUGGUAAAAUUUCUUCUUCUUCCCCAUUCAUCCUCUUUUCAGCACCUCAAAUUUCCAAUAAUAAUAAUAAUGGAAAAUCAAAACCCGCUCCAAAAUGGAGCUCUUGAGAGUGCCGUAGGAAACGGUGGUCGCAGUGGUGAUGGAUCGGCUCUGAUCUUUCUUGGAACCGGCUGCUCCAGUGCCCUCCCAAACGCUAUGUGCUUGAUUCAGCCCUCUGAUCCUCCCUGUCAAGUCUGCUCCCAAUCCCUCUCCAUCCCCCCCGAUCGUAACCCUAAUUACAGGUGCAAUACAUCUUUGCUUAUAGAUUAUUGUUCCAGCGAUGGUAUACGCAAUUAUAUUAUUAUUGAUGUGGGCAAGACAUUUAGGGAACAAGUUCUUCGGUGGUUCACUUUCCACAAGAUUCCUCGUGUAGAUUCUAUUGUUUUGACUCAUGAACAUGCUGAUGCAAUUCUUGGUUUGGAUGAUAUUCGUGCCAUCCAACCUCAUAGUCCUACUAACGAUAUUGAUCCCACCGCCAUUUACCUAACUCGACAUUCAAUGGAUAGCAUUGCCACAAAAUUUCCGUAUUUGAUUCAGAAGAAACUUAGAGAAGGCCAAGAAGUAAGGCGGGUGGCACAGCUUGACUGGAAGAUAAUAGAGGAGCACUAUGACAAACCGUUUGUUGCAUCAGGACUGAAAUUUUUUCCGUUGCCAGUGAUGCAUGGAGAAGAUUAUCUCUGUUUAGGUUAUCUUUUCGGUGAAAAGUGUAAAGUGGCUUAUAUAUCUGAUGUUUCACGUUUUCCUUCAAACACGGAGUAUGUUAUUUCCAAAAAUGGUGCUGGACAAUUGGAUCUUUUGAUAUUGGAUUGUUUAUACAAGAAAGGAUCUUUUAAUGUUCACUUAUGCUUACCUCAGGCUCUUGAGGCUAUAAAGAGGAUAUGUCCAAAACGAGCUCUAUUAAUUGGAAUGACACAUGAGUUCGAUCACCACAAGGACAAUGAGUUUCUUAUGGAAUGGUCUGAGAGGGAAGGAAUUCAUGUACAACUUGCACGUGACGGUUUGAGGGUUCCCAUAGACCUAUAAUGAGGUGUACAAUUUGCUUAUGUCAAAAUUAUUUUUUUGAUGGUUCCUUUGAGCCCAUUUUCCAAAUAAUCCCAGAAGCCUCACAAAUGCAAGUGCUGAGAAGAUAGCAUCCAUCCAAAGCUCUUUACCAACCCAGUACAUGUCAAACAGAGAUACAUGGUGUACAGGGUGAGGAAGUCAAAAAGGGCAAAAGGAUGAUGCGAUAUAUUACUGGAACACACCCCUUCCAGAACCCCUUGUGUCAAAUUAAGGCGGCCAUCUGUUUGCUUCAGCUCAUUGAGAGGUUUAAGAAGCAUCUGCAGGCCAUUUGAAGAAAAGUAAAAAAGAAAAACAACAUAUUUCGUUGUUUAAGAUUGUCACUGCAUGGAAUAGGAGAGAACUCCACCUUACACAAUUGGUAGGACUGCGAUCUUGCCCUAAGCAUGUGUUGUGUCCAGCCAUUGCAUAAUACUGAGCAGCAGUAAAGAAAGACAAAAAAAUUGGAGGUGGAUGGGGGACAAACAAAGACAUUAGAUGAUAUUACUUGGAAAUGGGAUAAAGAUAAGAAAUAAGAAAAGCCAAUUCCUCCAGUACGAAUAAAAGAAUAGGAGAAUAAAAGAAAAUAUUCCUCACAAUCUGACGGAAAGUCACAUUCCAAUCUUUCAAUCACCGAUCAUGUAUAAGUUGAACUUCACUGUAAAUGUUACUCACUGCUAACUCAUUUUGUACGACGGAAAUAAA